CCUGGCUCACUUCCAAGAGAAUCACCUUUCUUUGUGAAGAUGGAGCUUUCGCUUAAAACAGACUUCUGUGACCCUUUCAGCAAGUCCUGAAAGCUGCCAAGGGAAGCCAUGGAUGCAAGUACUCCAGCCCACACUGUUGGCGUGGAGAUCUACCUAGGUCCCAUGUGGUCGGACCCUUCCAACAGCACCUCUCUGACCCUCAACUUGUCCCUCCCGCUGCAGGAAGACAUCCCAGGGAACCUCACGGGGCACCUCUCUGAGCAGCAGCAGUACGUGAUCGCCCUUUUCCUCUCCUGCCUCUAUACCAUCUUCCUCUUUCCCAUUGGCUUUGUGGGCAACAUCCUCAUCCUGGUGGUGAACAUCAGCUUCCGGGAGAAGAUGACCAUCCCGGACCUGUACUUCAUCAACCUGGCAGCUGCCGACCUCAUCCUGGUGGCUGACUCACUGAUCGAAGUGUUCAACCUGGAUGAGCAAUACUACGACAUCGCUGUGCUCUGCACCUUCAUGUCCCUCUUCCUGCAGAUCAACAUGUACAGCAGCGUCUUCUUCCUCACUUGGAUGAGCUUCGACAGGUACCUGGCGCUGGCCAAGGCUAUGCGCUGCAGCCUCUUCCGCACCAAGCACCACGCACGGCUCAGCUGUGGCCUCAUCUGGAUGGCCUCAGUGUCCGCCACACUGGUACCCUUCACGGCAGUGCACCUGCGGCACACUGAAGAGGCCUGCUUUUGCUUUGCUGAUGUCAGAGAGGUACAGUGGCUGGAGGUCACACUGGGCUUUAUUGUGCCCUUUGCCAUCAUUGGCCUCUGCUACUCCCUCAUCGUGCGGGCCCUCAUCCGGGCCCACAGGCACCGUGGCCUGCGCCCACGCAGGCAGAAAGCCCUGAGGAUGAUCUUUGCCGUGGUCCUCGUCUUCUUCAUCUGCUGGCUGCCGGAGAAUGUGUUCAUCAGUGUCCAUCUCCUGCAAUGGACGCAAUCAGGAGACACUCCCUGCAAGCAGUCUUUCCGUCAUGCUUACCCCUUGACAGGCCACAUUGUCAACCUUGCAGCCUUCUCCAACAGCUGCCUGAACCCCCUCAUCUACAGCUUCCUUGGAGAGACUUUCAGGGACAAGCUCAGACUGUAUGUGGAGCAGAAGACGAGCCUCCCAGCUCUGAACCGUUUCUGCCAUGCCACACUCAAGGCGGUCAUUCCCGACAGCACAGAGCAGUCAGAUGUCAAGUUCAGCAGUGCUGUGUGAGAGGCACCUCCCUCGGGGAGGAGGACAGGGGUAGGG
This is a messenger RNA of Phodopus roborovskii (desert hamster), 1272 nucleotides long. It is a transcript of the gene Gper1, whose product is annotated as G protein-coupled estrogen receptor 1. The record is from RefSeq and is a predicted model, not a curated record. Bases 109 to 1236 code for a protein of 375 amino acids. Gene Ontology annotation, molecular function: G protein-coupled receptor activity. Gene Ontology annotation, biological process: G protein-coupled receptor signaling pathway. Lineage: Eukaryota; Metazoa; Chordata; Mammalia; Rodentia; Cricetidae. Gene Ontology annotation, cellular component: membrane. The transcript has a single exon.